GCCGGGGAGCGCGCCGGGGCUCGGGCCGGGGCUCGUUCCGCGAAUGCGUGCGGUGCAUCCGCCGGUUCGGUGGGGCCAGGGGCGGCCUUCGGCGAAUCUCGUGUGUGGAGACGCCGGGGGGGCGAGAGAAAGUGCGGUGAAUGUGUGGAAGAGCGUCUGGAAGCGAAGCGCUGCUGAUGCCCACGGGAUGAGUCACAGCCGGCUGACAGACCUGUUGCAGCAGUAUGCAACUGCCUUCAGGGACCCCAUGAUGCUGCAGCCCCCAGAGUGGUUCAAGGCAUUCAUCUACUGUGAAGCUUUUCUCCAGCUGCCCUUCUUUCCCAUCGCUGCCUACGCCUUCCUGAAAGGUGGCUGCAGAUGGAUCAGGACUCCUUCCAUUAUCUACUCCACCCAUGUAGCCACCACUCUGUUUGCCAUCCUGGCUCACAUCCUGUUCCACGACUUCUCCAAGUCAGAGCACGCGGGCCCUCAGACGCUGCGCGAGCGCCUGGUGCUGCUCUCCAUCUACCUGCCCUACCUGCUGAUCCCUCUGCUGCUCCUGUUCACCAUGCUCUGCAACCCCCACUACAAACACGUGGAGAAGAGGAAAAGGAAGUAGCCGGCUCUGAAGGCGUACACACCACACCUGUGCUGCAUUUGGUUCCGACCCUACGCUGGCGGAGUCCUCUGGGACAAACGUCUCCCUCGUGUUGGCUGCAGUGGCUCUUCCCCGAGCCCUGGCUGCUGCAAGAAAAAAUGGAAUUGGCUGGAGUGCACAGCCCUGCUUUGACCACACACUGAUCUGGCAGGGGCCUGGGCCAGCCUGGGGUUGGGUCUGUGCAAGGCCCCUCUCCCAGGAAAAUGGACUUUUAACCCUUUGAUGUGUAACUCAGAGGGAACACACACACAUUCACUCACUCACUCACUCACUCACUCACUCACUCACUCACUCACUCACUCACUCACUCACUCACUCACUCACACUCUGCAGCUGAUACUGUUCUUCCAAGGUCCCUUUUUCCAAGAUGACUGCUUGGAAACCACUCAAAUAGGAAAUAUGUCUUCCAACCACAUAUUUUGAAGAAUUCCCUACCCAUUACACACAGAUUUGCAAAGCUGUUCUUCUGAAGCAUUUCAAAUCAUAUCAUGGUUGUUAACUUCCUUGCCCCUUCCUUUAAAAUUUCCACUGCCUUUGCUCUGCUUAAUUUUGAAUAAUUAUAAAUGUCUGAUUAAUGAUAAAUGUGCCAAAAUGUGGAUUUAUGAAUGCUUAAAGUUACCCUUGACAACCAGGAGUACUGCCUAGAGGAUUCUGAAGUACUUCAGAAAUUGUAACCAAGGAGUUGGAAAUUUCUUUCUUCCCUAAAAUCACUUCUGGUAUGGAAAUAAAUAACUAAACGCAUUAAACUGCA
This is a messenger RNA of Poecile atricapillus (Black-capped chickadee), 1388 nucleotides long. RefSeq names its product transmembrane protein 97 (gene TMEM97). The transcript has 3 exons. The record is from RefSeq and is a predicted model, not a curated record. Gene Ontology annotation, cellular component: endoplasmic reticulum. The coding region runs from base 44 to 598 and encodes 184 amino acids. NCBI's taxonomy places the organism in Eukaryota, Metazoa, Chordata, Aves, Passeriformes, Paridae.